Messenger RNA from Hansenula anomala, 1011 nucleotides. RefSeq names its product DNA-directed RNA polymerase core subunit RPC40 (gene RPC40). The record is from RefSeq and is a predicted model, not a curated record. Gene Ontology annotation, molecular function: protein dimerization activity; DNA binding. Gene Ontology annotation, cellular component: RNA polymerase III complex; RNA polymerase I complex. Bases 1 to 1011 code for a protein of 336 amino acids. Lineage: Eukaryota; Fungi; Ascomycota; Saccharomycetes; Phaffomycetales; Wickerhamomycetaceae. The transcript has a single exon. Gene Ontology annotation, biological process: DNA-templated transcription.
AUGGCUGUUGAUAAUAUUGUCCAUAUUGAACAUGACCGUGUGACAAACACAGUAUCAAAUGAUUACCCAGGCUAUCAUAAUUCAGAUGAAGAUUUCUCUUGGGAUUUAAAAAAAUUUCAAGAUAAAUUUGAUAUUAAUAUUUCAUACAUUAGUGAAAGAGUUGCAAAUUUUGAUCUUAUAAAUAUAGAUACUUCGAUUUCAAAUGCAUUCCGUCGUAUAAUGAUUGCUGAAGUCCCUUCAGUUGCUGCAGAACAAGUUUAUAUCUUUAACAACACAUCAGUUAUACAAGAUGAAGUUUUAUCACAUCGUAUAGGUUUAAUACCUUUAAAAGUUGAUCCAGAUUUAUUGAGUUGGAUUGAUACUUCAGUUGAUGAAAAAGAUCGUUUCACUGAUGCAAACACUGUUGUUUUAACUUUAGAUGUUUCAUGUACAAGAAAUCCUCAUGCUCCAAAAAAUUCAACAGAUCCAAAUGAAUUAUACAGAAAUAGUAAUGUUUAUGCAAAAGAUUUAAAAUUUGAACCACAAGGAAAUCAAUUGGAAAAUUUUAAAAAUCCUGUUGUUCCAGCAGAUCCAGAUAUUUUAUUGGCCAAAUUAAGACCUGGUCAAGAAAUUUCUUUAAGAGUUCACUGUAUAUUAGGUGUUGGAUCAGAUCAUGCUAAAUUUUCACCAGUUGCAACUGCAUCUUAUAGAUUAUUACCAGUUAUUGAUAUUACUAAACCAAUUGUUGGUGAAGAUGCUAAAAAAUUCCAAAAAUGUUUCUCAACAGGUGUUAUUGGUAUAGAUUCAAAAGGUGCAGCUUUUGUUAAAGAUGCUAGAAGAGAUACAGUCUCUAGAGAAGUUUUACGUCAUGAAGAAUUUAAUGGUAAAGUUAAAUUAGGUAGAAAAAGAGAUCAUUUCAUCUUUAAUGUUGAAUCUACUGGUGCUAUGUCUCCUGAAGAAAUUUUUUUCAAGAGUGUUAGAAUCUUGAAAAAUAAAGCUGAAUAUCUACGUAAUUGUCCAAUUGGUCGUUAA